CCCUCCCAGAUGAUGAAGUUUGCCUGGGAUAACUACAAGCAGUACGCCCUGGGGAAGAACGAGCUGCGCCCGCUGACGAAGAACGGCCACAUCGGGAACAUGUUCGGAGGCCUUCGAGGAGCAACUGUGAUAGAUGCCUUAGAUACCCUCUACAUCAUGGAACUCGAGGAGGAAUUCCAAGAAGCCAAGCAGUGGGUGGAGAAGAGCUUUGACUUGAAUGUGAACGGAGAAGCUUCCCUGUUCGAGGUGAACAUCCGCUACAUCGGAGGGCUCCUGGCCACCUACUACCUGACAGGAGAGGAGGUGUUCAAGAGCAAAGCUCUGGAACUUGGGGAGAAACUUCUGCCAGCCUUUAACACCCCCACUGGAAUCCCACGUGGAGUCAUCAACCUGGGCAGUGGCAUGAGUUGGAGCUGGGGCUGGGCAUCCGCUGGAAGCAGCAUCUUGGCAGAAUUUGGGACCUUGCACCUGGAAUUCCUGCACCUCUCUGAGCUCUCUGGCAACCCAGUGUUUGCAGAAAAGGUGAUGAACAUCCGCAGGGUGCUCAGCAGAGUGGAGAAGCCGCAGGGCCUUUACCCCAACUUCCUGAGCCCGGUGACGGGGAGCUGGGUGCAGCACCACGUCUCCAUCGGGGGGCUCGGGGACAGCUUUUAUGAAUAUCUCAUCAAAUCCUGGCUGAUGUCAGACAAGAAGGACUCUGAAGCUAAAAAGAUGUACGACGACGCCUUGGAGGCAAUAGAAAAACAUUUGGUGAAAAAAUCUGCAGGAGGCUUGACCUACAUCGCUGAGUGGAGGGGUGGCAUCCUGGACCACAAGAUGGGCCACUUGGCCUGCUUCUCUGGGGGCAUGAUUGCCCUGGGGGCCGAGCACGCUGCGGAGGAGAGGAGGCAGAGGCACAUGGAGCUGGCAGCAGAGAUCACCAGCACCUGCCACGAGUCCUACACACGCUCAGACACCAAGCUGGGCCCCGAGGCAUUCCGCUUCGACGCGGGGAGCGAGGCCAUGGCCACACGGCUCAGCGAGCGCUACUACAUCCUGCGGCCCGAGGUGGUGGAGAGCUACAUGUACCUCUGGAGGCUCACCCACGACCCCAAGUACAGGCACUGGGGCUGGGAGGUGGUGCAGGCCCUGGAGAAGCACUGCAGGGUGGAAGCUGGCUUCUCCGGCAUCCGAGACGUUUACACCACCACGCCCAGCCACGACAACAUGCAGCAGAGCUUCUUCCUCGCAGAGACUCUGAAGUACCUCUAUCUUCUGUUCUGUGAAGAUGACGUGCUGUCCCUGGAGGACUGGGUGUUCAACACCGAGGCUCAUCCCCUGCCCAUCAACCACACGGACUUUAAAGCAGCGGCGCAGCCCUGAGGCCCCUGCCCAGCCCCUGCUCCCCCAGCCUGGGCAGACUCUGCUUUUCCUUUCCAUUGAAGGAAUUCCUCUUGUUCCUGAAAUGGUAUUUGGGGGCACUAGUCCAAUUCCGGACAGUAUUUUCUUGGGAAGAUGAACCAUGACUAAGCACCUUCUUUUCCUCUGUGAGGAGCUCUACUAGGCUGAUGAUGAGAUGUUUAUUCUGGGCCAUACACAGUUCAUAGACAUUCCUUUAUACAGAGAAUUUAUAUGAAAUCCACUGAUUUUGCUUUAUAGUGGCCAAAGGACUGGAAGUUUGCCAUAAAAUAGACUUUACACACACACUCUCACACUCAUCCUCCUUUCCUUUCUCUGUUUCAUUUCUGCUCUUGGAUUUAUCACCUUCCCAGUGACCAGUUCUCACCAUUCUGGGCUUUGGGGGCUCUUCAGGAGGGACAGGGGAACGAGGAAGGGCUGUUGUCCUUGGUGUGGGAGAGCAGCUGGAAUUCUUGGGGAUGGCUGAGGAGCCAGCUGAGAGCUCAGCAGUGAAGAGAGGACAGGGAAAGGUGAUGUUUUACUGGGAAAAUUUAGAGGAUCAAACCCUCCCACAAACAGGAGCAGCCUCAGGUUGGAAUUUGCAGAUUUCAGGCCCUGCUCCUCCUGGGGGAUUUGAACCACUCUGAUCCCUGCUGGAGGGGUAACUCAGCAGGACAGGAGCAAUCCAGGAGCUCCUGGGGUGGACUGGUGAUGAAUUCCUCCUCCAAGGGACACAGGAGCCAACAGAGGGGCUCUGCUGGCCCCAAAAUGAAGAUCCAAGGCAGGUCUGGCUGCAGUGGCCAUGGAUGGUGAGUUCAGGAUCCUCAGAAUUGUAACUAAACCAAAACUUGGCUGCAAAAUCCUUGCUCCUGAUGUAUUUUUAUAUACUUUUUUUUUUCCGUGCUCUUAAAACACAUUUACCACCCAUCACAUCUCAUUUAACUUUCCUUUAUCCUUUUUUUUUUCUUGUGUUUUUCUACUUUUAUUUGGAACUAAAUGUUACGAGUCACUUGUAAUAAUUUUACUGCUGUAAUAGUCAGAUCUGUGAAACAGAAUAAAAGUCUUGUAAAAUAAAAA
This is a messenger RNA of Cyanistes caeruleus (blue tit), 2454 nucleotides long. The record is from RefSeq and is a predicted model, not a curated record. Lineage: Eukaryota; Metazoa; Chordata; Aves; Passeriformes; Paridae.